GUGUUGGCGCGCGUUCGGCACUCGACCUGUGAAAACCACGCCUAUGAAGCCACACAAUUGGUCCGAAAGCGUCAAAGAGCCAAUCAACAAGCCUCGGGCUCCCGCAGCCCACAGCGCAGCCCGACAGUCCAGAGCCGCCGAGCAGACGCCCGGGGAAUUCUAGAGGCGGAGGAGGGUGGCGAGCCCAAGGAAGACAGCCGAGUCCCCGAGGCAGGAGAUCGCAGGCACCCUUCGGUCGCCACCCAGACACUGCGCGCAGCUCGGAGCCAGCGAGGAGGAGCGCGAACCGAAGCCAGCUUCCCAGUUUUGAUAGCGCCGCUGGAAAGGGGCUAAAAUCGUUUGUUGUUGUUGUUGAUUUUUAAGGAGAGACUUUUCCUCCCCCUCCUUGAUCUCGCUGCCUGCGAAAGCCAGAGUCUAGCUCAACUAAGACGCCUCCUACGAGAGAGCCAGAGAAGAGAUAGGGGGCGGGGGAAAGGAGACGAAAAAAAGGUUAAAAAAAAAAAAAAGUCUCGGAGAACCUUGCGCUUUGGCAACAAAGAGCGUGGGAGCCGGGGAGCCACCCCGGGAAAGGGCUGCUGAGUCUAUUUCCAGCUAAGCCACAGGGCUCGGGCGUCAGUCGAGCCCCUGCUUGCUUCUCGCCCUACUGAAACCGACUUCCAGGAGCGGCUUUUCAAACACACUCCGCGCACCAGGACAGCCCCUGCAGCGGCGAUGUCUCCCGAUCUGUCGCCGCGUCCUCUCUAAAAGCGGCAUUCUCUCCCCCAAAAGACACUCCCCCUCCCUUUCGGACGCUUUCAUUGUAAAUCGCUCCCCUUCUUAUUUUAAACAAAAACAGAACUAUGUGUUGCUGUUGAAAUUUUUAUUAUUAUUAUUAUUAUUAUUUUUGAAAAGCGACAACAAAAGCGGAGCCAACCCAGCAGCUGCGGACUGGUUCCCUGUCUGGAGUGGAUGAGCCUCUCCAUGAGAGAUCCGGUUAUCCCUGGGACAAGCAUGGCCUAUCAUCCGUUCCUACCUCACCGGGCGCCGGACUUCGCCAUGAGUGCGGUGCUGGGCCACCAGCCGCCUUUCUUCCCCACGCUAACGCUGCCUCCCAACGGCGCCGCCGCGGCGCUCUCGCUGCCUGGAGCCCUAGCUAAGCCCAUCAUGGAUCAGCUAGUGGGGGCUGCGGAGACUGGCAUCCCUUUCUCAUCCCUGGGACCCCAGGCGCAUCUGAGGCCUCUGAAGACUAUGGAACCCGAAGAGGACGUGGAAGACGACCCCAAGGUGCACCUGGAGGCCAAGGAACUUUGGGACCAGUUUCACAAGCGGGGUACAGAGAUGGUCAUUACGAAGUCGGGGAGGCGAAUGUUCCCUCCAUUUAAAGUGAGGUGCUCUGGGCUGGAUAAAAAGGCCAAGUAUAUUUUAUUGAUGGACAUUAUAGCUGCUGAUGACUGCCGAUAUAAAUUUCACAAUUCUCGGUGGAUGGUGGCCGGUAAGGCAGACCCCGAAAUGCCAAAGAGAAUGUACAUACACCCGGACAGCCCUGCUACGGGGGAGCAAUGGAUGUCCAAGGUCGUCACCUUCCACAAACUGAAACUCACCAACAACAUUUCGGAUAAGCACGGAUUUACUUUGGCCUUCCCAAGUGAUCACGCAACGUGGCAGGGGAAUUAUAGUUUUGGGACCCAGACUAUACUAAACUCUAUGCAUAAGUACCAGCCCCGGUUCCACAUCGUCAGAGCCAACGACAUUUUGAAAUUGCCGUAUAGUACGUUUCGCACAUACCUGUUCCCAGAAACGGAAUUCAUUGCCGUGACUGCCUAUCAGAAUGACAAGAUAACUCAGUUAAAAAUAGACAACAAUCCUUUUGCAAAAGGUUUUCGGGACACUGGGAAUGGCAGGAGAGAAAAAAGAAAGCAGCUCACCCUGCAAUCCAUGAGGGUGUUUGAUGAGAGACACAAGAAGGAGACUGGGACUUCGGAUGAGUCCUCCAGUGAGCAGGCAGCCUUCAACUGCUUUGCCCAGGCCUCCUCUCCGGCUGUGUCCACCGUAGGGACAUCCAACCUCAAAGAUCUGUGCCCCAGCGAAGCAGAGAGUGACGCCGAGGCUGAAAGCAAGGAGGAGCACGGCCCCGAGGCCUGCGAUGCGGCGAAGAUUUCCACCACGACGGCCGAGGAGCCAGGCCGCGACAAGGGCAGCCCGGGCACCAGGGCGCAGCUGUUCCCCGCGGAAGCCAGCCGGGCCCGCGACACCGCGCGUCUGGACAAGGCAUCCCCAGACUCGCGCCACAGCCCGGCCACCAUCUCGUCCAGCACGCGUGUCCUGGGAGCGGAUGAACGCAGGAGCCCCGGACGUGAAGGGCUGGGCGCCUCCAAGGUGGAGGAGGCCCGUGCGCUGCCCGCCAAGGACGCCUUCGCGCCACUGUCGGUGCAGACGGACGCCACCGCGCACCUGGCGCAGGGGCCCCUUCCGGGCUUGGGCUUCGCCCCAGGCCUAGCCGGCCAACAGUUCUUUAAUGGGCACCCUCUCUUUCUGCACCCCGGCCAGUUCGCCAUGGGCGGCGCCUUCUCCAGCAUGGCCGCAGGCAUGGCGCCACUGCUGGCCACAGUGUCCGGGGCAUCCACCGGCGUCUCGGGCCUGGAUUCUACAGCCAUGGCCUCAGCUGCUGCGGCGCAGGGAUUAUCCGGGGCUUCGGCCGCCACCUUGCCCUUCCACCUCCAACAACAUGUUCUGGCCUCCCAGGGCUUGGCCAUGUCGCCUUUUGGGAGCCUGUUCCCUUAUCCCUACACGUACAUGGCUGCGGCGGCGGCGGCCUCCUCGGCGGCGGCCUCCACCUCCGUGCACCGCCAUCCUUUCCUCAACUUGAACAGCAUGCGCCCCAGGCUGCGUUACAGCCCCUAUUCCAUCCCGGUCCCCAUGCCUGACAGCAGCAGCCUGCUCGCCACCGCCUUGCCGUCCAUGGCUUCUGCCGCGGGGCCCCUAGACGGCAAAGCCGCCGCGCUGGCAGCCAGCCCGGCCUCGGUGGCCGUGGACUCGGGGUCCGAACUGAACAGCCGCUCCUCCACGCUGUCCUCCAGUUCAGUGUCCCUGUCACCCAAACUCUGCUCCGAGAAGGAGGCGGCUACCAGCGAACUGCAGAGCAUCCAGAGGCUGGUCAGCUGCUUGGAAGCCAAGCCAGACAGGGCCUGCAGCGGGUCCCCUUAAAGACAAAACAAAACAAACCGCCCCCCCCCCGCCCCUGCCCCAAAGGUCUCUCCAUUCCAGUUUGGUCAAAUCUGCCAGUGCACUUUGUUAAAUGUAAAAUAAACCAUGGGCCUUCCACGUGAGGUGAGCCGCAUCCCUUUCAGUUUUGUCUGGAUAGGAGUCCCACACUCCCUCCAGAGAGCGUGCUAGAGACCAGAGGCCCGGUCUUCCUGGGCUGUGGAAUCUGGCUGAGACGUGGGGGUUGGGGUGGGGGAAGGGGGCAGAGAGGCUUUUCUGUCCCGAGCGACUUCAGUGGAGGCUGGUGUGAGAAGUUGGGGCUGAGGAACCAGGCGGCCAGGCAGCCAGGGGAGCGGGUGUUUGAGAGACAUCGCCCGAUUCUCUUUUCUCCCCCUUCGUGUGUCAAGUGGAGUCAAAUAUUUUUCUCCUAAACAAGCAAACAAAACCAAAAUGGGGGCAAAGGAAGUCCCAUGGAACUGUCUCUGAAGACUGAAAACUCAACGAUUGCUGAGUACCUUUGCUGGGGAAGGGAGGGGAGGUCAGCGGCCUCGCCUGGUCUAUAUUAAAGGAACCCUGUGUCUUUUUUUUUUUUUUUUUUUUUAAUAUUGUGAUGUUUUAAGGGCCAAUACUGGUCUCUCUUUUUUUGCAUGUUACAGUUUUCUGGGUUUUAUUUUGGACGUUUUUGGUUUUUUUGUUUUUGUUUUUUUGCUUCUACAGAAAAACAAUGUAAGUCCCUUCAUCUUCAACCCUGCUUAAAUCAGCAACCCGGAGGAAGUGGGGUGAAAGGGAAGCUUUGGGGGUGAAACCAAUCGAGUUAAUUUUAUCUAAGUGCUGUAGAGGGCCUCGUGUGCCUGCCGGACCAUUAGAUCUCUUAACUGUAUAUGCAAUACCAAGGUUUUAAAAAGAAAUAAUAAAGAGGAAACACGACUAUUGGACAAAGUAUUUAUGUAAUUAUUUGAUAUCUCUUGUAAAUAGGUGGAAUAUGACAGCUCAGAAACUUAAACUUUAAUUUAUUGAAUUGUACAUAGCUGGUUGUAAAUAGGACUGUUACUGUCAGGUUUUAUUCUUGUUUUGCCUUUUUGGUUUUUAUUUCCAGGUUAGGAGAUGGCUAAUCCACACUAACAUAGGCUUUUGAUCCUCCAUCUACAUGCUUUCAAGUAGAGGUGGCUGCAAAGUUUGUUUGUUUGUUUGUUUGUUUGUUUUUUAAAUGUCCAAGAGCUGGUGGAGGGGGGCGGGGUUGGGAGUUUCCUAUUUUCACCAAAAUUGGGGAGGUACUGGCCCUUCCUGGCUCCACUUGAAAUUCCCUCAAGUCACUCCGGGGAAGGCUGAGCUUGCUGUGGGAGUGAGCUCAGAGGAGGCUGCCAUGUAACCUUCCUAAUUUUUCAUAAAUUCUGGCAUCUUCUAGCCCAAGUGAGGUUUGCCUGCCAUUGUUCAUCUUGGUGUUUUGGAUUGAUGUACAGAGAGUGAUUCAGUUCAAACAAACGACCAUUAAAGGCAAAACAAAACAAAAAAGUUAAAUAAAAAACGAAUAAAAAAAUCCAUGAAGGCAUAUUUUGUGUUUAGUCCUUGAUGAGUUUCUGUAAUUUCCCCCUCUCUAAAAACAUCACUGAAAUUUCAAUAAAUUUUUAUUGGAAAUGA
Molecule: messenger RNA, 4818 nt
Organism: Psammomys obesus (fat sand rat)
Lineage: Eukaryota; Metazoa; Chordata; Mammalia; Rodentia; Muridae
Gene: Tbx3
Product: T-box transcription factor 3
Exons: 10
Coding region: 949-3183 (744 amino acids)
Biological process (GO): central nervous system development; positive regulation of cell population proliferation; positive regulation of DNA-templated transcription
Cellular component (GO): nucleus
Molecular function (GO): RNA polymerase II cis-regulatory region sequence-specific DNA binding; DNA-binding transcription factor activity, RNA polymerase II-specific
Source: RefSeq, a predicted model, not a curated record